Molecule: messenger RNA, 462 nt
Organism: Aphanomyces astaci
Lineage: Eukaryota; Oomycota; Saprolegniomycetes; Saprolegniales; Verrucalvaceae
Exons: 2
Coding region: 1-462 (153 amino acids)
Source: RefSeq, a predicted model, not a curated record
AUGCUAAUGGUAAACGCACAGCUUCGCAAAGAAGGUACCGCUGCAGCCAGCCGCACAGCCGCCCGCUAUCUACGGCACAAGGAACAGUUGGUCCAACAGGUGUGGAAAGAGUUUGUCGACAAGGGCACCACAACCACCAAGCCCCAAGCGUCGCCCGACAUGUUCCUCCGCACAAGGCUUUCUCUGACGAUCACACUGGCACAGAUCACCCAAGAAUUUUACACACAGGACACGAAAUUCAAAGACGUGUAUGUGCGGCUGAUGGAAGCUUUUGAGGACUUGGCACCCAGCAGCAUCAAGGGCUGUAUUCACAAGGCCGACAGACAACUCUACAAGCUGGCCGAGUACAUAAAGGGGCUACAAGAAGUCGAAGCGAGUGACAAUGAAAGCGUAGAAGGCAGCAGCGAUGGCGGCAGCGUGACAGGUAGUAACGACUCGAGUGGAAAAGAAUCAGAGAUGUAA